GGUAUUAAAUGUGAAAGACUUUGGAGUUAUUACGUCACGUCACGAGGUCCAUGCUCAUUUUGUCGUCAUCGUAAGAGAGGAACAAGUGGAGAGACUUAAGGAGAGGAAAUGUGGUUGGUGUGGUUGAAUGUCUCGCUACUGUUAACAAUCGAUUAUGUGUUAAGUAAAGAAAGAAUUCACAUUCCUAUCGGUGCUGUGUUUAGUCGUUCGGACGAUGCUGCAAUCAGCGCUUUGAAGUAUGCAUUUUGGUCGCACCAAAAUACCAGUAGUACGUUUGUUGCAGAAGUAGUAGAAGAACGUCUGGAAUGGGUGGAUACUUAUCAGAUAAGUCGAGCAGUUUGCAGAUUGAUGAAACAGGGAAUUUAUGCUUUGGUGGCACCCACCACCCCUCAGACGUAUUCCAUUCUUGUAUCUUACUCGAAUAAUUUUCAAAUACCUUUGAUCAGUCCAUCUUUUCCCGAAGUCGUUCCCGAACACACUCCAUUAUUUGCUGUAGGAAUUAAGCCAAACACUUUGCGAGCCGUCAACGAUCUCAUCACCUAUUACAGAUGGUCAUCUAUAAUUUAUUUAUAUCAAUCGGACGAUGGAGCCGAGAAACUUCAACGAAUCUUCGAACUUGGAGGAAGCGAUCGGAAAUUGGACAUAAUGGGACUUAGAAGGAUCACUAGUGCAGACGAAGCGCAUUUGUUUCUUCGUAAACUUGAUAGAAAUUUCCCAGAUAAACUGAAGAAUAUUGUAAUGGAUGUUGACUCUAGAUUAGCUAGAGAGAUUAUUAUUACACAUGUUAGAACAUUACCUUGGGAAAGAAAUGUAUACCACUUUCUUUUAAUAGAACCCGUACCAGAAGGAUUUUGGAAUAGUCAACUCACAGAAUUUGGAAGAGUUAACAUCACUGGUUUUCGUUUACUCGAUCCUGAUAGAGGAUUGGUAAGGCAGUUUCUAACAAGUUGGAGGUCUUUGAACCCACGUCUUUGGCUUGGAGCCGGAAAUAGAAACAUCCCUGUAGAAGCCAUGUUAACUUAUGAUGGUGCAGAAUUAUUGCUAGGGACUCUUACAAGAAUUUACGAUAGCCAACAGCACAUUUUGAAAUCGAAUAAUAAAGUCGGAAAUGGUACCAAAGGAACGGAUUGCUUGCAAACUCCGAUUAAAACAUGGGAACAUGGACCGAUAGUGGCACAAUAUCUGAAACAAACUUACGUACCUGCUGGCCUCACGGGUAGUUUGAAGUUCGAUCCCAAUGGGCAAAGAAAACAAGUUACACUCGAUAUUAUCGAGACAACUCCAAACGAUUAUGUUAAAGCUGGAAAUUGGUCAGAUAUGUCAGGAUUGAUGCUGGUGAAAAGCCCAUACAGACCCUUACCUGAUAAAGAUAGCAGAAUAUCUAACAAGAAAAAAUAUGUUAUAGUUAGUUUAUUGUCUCCGCCAUAUUUGUUGACGAAAAUACGAACGAAACGAGAAAGCUUGCAAAAGGAUCAAGUAGAAGGUUUUGUUAAAGAUUUAGCGGAUUAUCUAUCAGAAGAAAUGAAUUUUGAUUAUGAUUUACACCUUUUACCCGAUUCUGAAGCUGGAAAAUAUAAUGCCACAACUGGAACCUGGACCGGAUUGAUAGGAGAACUUGUGAAAGGAACUGCUGACUUGUCGAUUGCUCCACUAACAAUUACAGCGGAACGAGAAUCCGUUAUAGAUUUUACUAAACCUUUUCAAACUGUCGGUAUAAGUUUGAUGAUGAAGAAACCCGAAAUAAGUGCAGAAAUAGGACCAUUUUUCUUUCUUCAAGCUUUUUCUAUUGAAGUUUGGAUUUGUAUCAUUGUUUCCCAUCUGGUUUUCAGCAUGCUCCUGUUUUCUUUAUCUAAAUUUACUUCACCACCCGACAGAGUAAAAAACGCUGAUAGCGGAUUGCAAGACAGAUUGGGUUUAUGUGCGAAUUUCUGGUUUGUUUGUAGUUCAAGUUUAUUUAGAAGUUCUGGAAUUUAUCCAAAAUCUCCUUCUAGCCGCUUGGCUAGUAUUUUUUGGUGGUUUUUCACUCUGAUAUUGGUAGUGCUCUAUAUAGCAAAUUUAGCCACUAUUUUAAUUAAAGAUAAAACAAGUCAAGCUUAUUCUUUUAGUUAUUCAUCGUAUCCUUCCACUGAAUACAUUUUACAAGAAGCAAUAAGGACAGGAUCACCAAAAUUACUCGUUUUGAAAAACAGUUCUACUCUGGAAUUUUUUAAGAAUUCCGCCAUUAAAACAUAUAAUUCUUAUUGGCAAAAAGUGAAGGAAGAGCCCGAGUUAUUAAUAAAUGGUUACAACGAAGGUGUUGAAAAGGUGCGAAAAGGCCAAGGUAACGUCGGUCUUCUAUUAGAAUCGUCCAUGAACGAGUAUAUUAAUUUUCAAGAACCCUGUGACACUAUCAUGACGUCCGGAUUCCUAGAUUCGAGUGGAUACGGAAUAGCUACCAAGAAAGGUUCUCCUUUAAAAGAAGAGCUAGAUUACGCCUUACUCUCUCUCAAAGAAAAGGGAUAUUUAAAUAUGAUUUACGCAAAAUGGUGGCGCGAAGGAAAGUGUAAAGAUACGAAAAAAUAUCGAAAAUUAUCAGAUUUAUAUCAUUCGUCCUUAACUCUUCACGAAAUUUCUGGCUUGUUUUAUAUCUUAAUCGGUGGUAUAGUUAUAACGCUAAUCAUAGCAAUGGUAGAAUUCAUAUUUAGAAGAAAAAUAACAUUACCAAGAAGCGAGUUUUAGGAUGAGCACGAGAAAAGUAGUAAAUUUUAAAAUGGCAACAACCAAAUUUAAUUAUUUUGAAGAAUUAUAAUUUCGAAGAUGACUCUUUAAACAUUUUAUUUUAUAAAUUCUACAACGAAAUUUCUUGUGUUUU
Molecule: messenger RNA, 2851 nt
Organism: Centruroides sculpturatus (bark scorpion)
Lineage: Eukaryota; Metazoa; Arthropoda; Arachnida; Scorpiones; Buthidae
Product: glutamate receptor 1-like
Exons: 16
Coding region: 109-2718 (869 amino acids)
Biological process (GO): monoatomic ion transport; synaptic transmission, glutamatergic; modulation of chemical synaptic transmission
Cellular component (GO): postsynaptic membrane; plasma membrane
Molecular function (GO): glutamate-gated receptor activity; transmitter-gated monoatomic ion channel activity involved in regulation of postsynaptic membrane potential
Source: RefSeq, a predicted model, not a curated record